Symbiodinium necroappetens is the source of this 992-nucleotide messenger RNA. Lineage: Eukaryota; Dinophyceae; Suessiales; Symbiodiniaceae. The record is from the annotation of a GenBank genome assembly.
AUGCACUGGGAGGUCUAUAAUCUUUCUGCUGGAAAAUCGCUACCACAAUGGCUCGCCGAGUCCAAAAGGAAAAAACAGUCAUUGCGAAGCAAUGAGGACUUCCGGAAGCGCAUCGAUCUGAUCCAGGAUUUCGAGUUCAAUGUGGCUUCUUCGCGAGUAAAGGUCAGCCCUGACGGCCAGUACGUUCUAUCCACCGGCAUUUAUGCGCCGGAGCUGCGUAUAUUCGACUUGAAAGAGCUCGGAAUGAAGUGCUCUCGUGGUCUGGAUUCGGAGGUUGUGGAUCUUCAGCUCCUGUCCGAGGAUUGGAAGAAGCUUGUAAUGCUGUUGCAUGAUCGAACUUUGGAGUUUCAUUCCCAGUAUGGGCGCCAUCACCGCUUGAGGGUUCCCAAAUGUGGUCGCAGCAUCACGUACGACAGCGAGUCGUGCACCCUGUUUGUGGGUGGGUCUUCGCAAGAAGUGUACAGGUUGGACUUGGAAGCUGGAACUUUCCUCACGCCAAUCGAAAUGCAGAGGAUGAAUGAGGUCAACGAAGUGGUUACGCAUCCACGGCUGCCUAUCGUGAGUUGCUGCGGUGAUGGCGCUGUCGUCGAAUCGUGGGAUUUGCGUGAUCAAACAUCUCCUCUUCAGACGCUGAAGGUUGAUGAGGCCUCGACAUCCGAAAAUAUUCAGGUGACGCGAUGUGCCUAUUCGGGUAACGGCAUGUUCUUUGCCGCAGGCACCUCCGAGGGCAUCGUUCGUGUCUACGACCUUCGAAGCAGCCGGCCGUUGGCUCAGCGCGACCAUAUGAAUGACUAUGCGAUAACCUCGCUUUGUUUUCAUGGCAGUGGGCCAGAGUCGUCAGAUCUUUUGGUUGCAUCCUCUGACAAGAAAUCCAUCAAGGUCUGGGGCGCAACGACAGGAUCGAUGAAGGCAUCUGUGGAAUCACAGAGUGUUGUCAACGAUGUUAGCUUCUAUCCCAACUCGGGCUUGAUGUUUGUGGCGAACGACCAUCA